CUCAUUCAGUGGUGACGGUUUAGUAGGUCUAGGUAUGCACAAACGCCAACUGCACUCUGAGUGGCAUAUAAUAAUUUUAUUAUACAAAUAUUAAAUAACCGCAAAACACAAUAAUGCGAAAAAAAAUUAAUAUCCAUUUCAAAAAUAUUCUAACUAUUGUUUUGUUCUUUUCGUUAUUUGGUGUUUUACUGUUACAUUCGGGAAGACAUAGUGAUUUUGUGGACAAUCUUAUUCAACCGGAAGAAUCAGUUCUUGGUGAAAUUAUCGAAUCAGAUCAAGCUAAUGAUCUUAAGUCGAUUGUAAGGUGUAUCGAUAGACCAUUUCAACUGGAGAAAAUUCAAGACGGAUCAUUUUGGAUACUUAAAAACUAUAUUCGAGCUGACCAUGGUGAAUUGAAUUGCGCCGAGAGUAUAACAUAUACAACACAUGGAGAUCUGACGUUUUUGGGUAAUUUAAAAGAACUUUUGCCAAGAUGGAACGCUCCUGUGAGUUUUGCAAUCUAUGCUCCUGGAACAGAUUUUAAUAAGGCACUAGAGGCCAUUCAAUACGUUCGUAAUUGCUUCAAGGAAAGUGAUCUGAUACAAUACUAUGUUACCUUCCAUAUAUACUUCCCCAAAGACCAUAUGCCGAAAAUUGUUCCCUUGACCGAAACUGAUGCCUUAUAUUGGCCAUACGAUUGUUCCUUUCCACCGCCAUAUGAGAACAUCAAACGAAGUUCCAUGUACAAACAAAGUCAUAAUCUUGACUAUCCUAUCAAUGUAGGUAGAAAUAUUGCCCGAAAAGCAGCUCUCACACAUUUCAUAUUUGCAAGUGAUAUCGAGCUUUAUCCGAAUCCAGGAUUCGUAGAUGAAUUUAUCAAAAUGAUUAUUCGGAAUUCAAGUCUUCUGUCCGGGGAGAAACCAAGGGUUUUUCCCUUAGCAGCUUUUGAAAUUGAUAAACAUGCAAAAAUGCCCGAAACCAAAACCGAACUACAGGCAUAUUUAAAAAACAAAACCGCCAUUCCGUUUCAUAAGAAAGUUUGCAGUUCCUGCCAUGAUAUUCCCAACAUGGCCAACUGGAUGACAGCCAAUGAAACGGAGGAAAUGGACGUUUUCGUAGUCGGAAAAAGAAGGUUAAAACAAGUCUAUUGGGAGCCGUUUUACGUGAGUGACAAUACUGAGCCGUUCUUUGACGAACGCGUCACAUGGGAAGGUCAAAAAAAUAAACGCAUACAAGGAUUUGCCAUGUGUUUGCUCGACUAUGAGUAUCACGUGUUAAAUAAUGCUUUUCUCAUACAUAGUCCAGGAAUUAAGGUUUUCAAACGAGAUCUAGCUCGUGAAAAACAUGUUGUGGUUAUGAAUGCUAUAAUAAAAAACGAAAUCGUACCCGAAUACAAAAUAUUGUAUGGAAAUCGAAGAGGUUGUAAUCCUUAAAUGCGGUUUAUUUUCAAAUAGUAGAGUAAGAUGAUAAAUGUUUGUAUUUAUAGGUAGUCUCUGAAUAAAACUUAAUAUUUAUGAAUUUUGUAA
Molecule: messenger RNA, 1505 nt
Organism: Eupeodes corollae
Lineage: Eukaryota; Metazoa; Arthropoda; Insecta; Diptera; Syrphidae
Product: beta-1,4-glucuronyltransferase 1-like
Exons: 4
Coding region: 114-1412 (432 amino acids)
Source: RefSeq, a predicted model, not a curated record